AACCCGGAUGCCCGCCGAAAUGUUUGACCCCGACCGCCCUAAACUAAACCUUCCUCCUCUGCGCUUCCUGGAGUUGGCGCACUUUGUUGCUCCCUCGCAUCUCUCUCUCCUCUCUCAUCACAAUCUGUUAGACCCUAAUUAUCUGAUCAAACCCCCAAAUCCCAAAUCUCCCAAACAUCCACCCACCCUCACACCCAGACGAAUACUAAGCUCGCCCAAUGGAGGACUCGGACGGAGUCCUCAACUUCGACUUCGAGGGCGGCCUCGAUGCCGCCGCCACCGUCUCGGCCACUGCGGGCCCCGCCAACACGGGCCCAGCAUCUAAUUAUUCCGUGAUGCAAUCAGACUCCGCCGUCACCGGGGCCGGCGGGGCGGGCUCCAACCAGGCUGCUGUGGCGCAGCAGCCCAAUCAGAAUGCGAACCGGAUGGGUGGGCGGAGCUAUCGCCAGACGGUGUGUCGUCACUGGCUGCGCAGCCUUUGUAUGAAGGGCGAGGCCUGUGGGUUCCUCCACCAAUACGACAAGUCGCGCAUGCCCGUGUGCCGCUUCUUCCGGUUGUAUGGUGAGUGCCGCGAGCAGGACUGCGUGUACAAGCACACUAACGAGGACAUCAAAGAGUGCAAUAUGUACAAGUUGGGUUUUUGUCCAAAUGGUCCUGAUUGCCGGUAUAGACACGCAAAGCUGCCGGGACCUCCACCUCCAGUGGAAGAAGUCCUUCAGAAGAUCCAGCAUUUGAAUUCUUACAAUUACAACAACUCAAAUAAGUUCUAUCAACAAAGGAAUGCUGGUUUUCCCCAACAAGGAGAGAAAUACCAACCUGCACAAGGACCCAACAAUUUUGUGGGAAAACCUACUACAGCAGAGUCUGGGAAUGUUCAGCAGCAGCAACAGCUUCAACAAACCCAACAACAGGUUGGCCCCGCACAGACACAAAAUCUUCCUUCUGGCCUAGCUAAUCAGGCAAAUAGAAGUGCGUUGCCUUUGCCUCAAGGAACAUCUAGGUAUUUUAUUGUUAAAAGUUGCAACCGUGAAAAUUUGGAAUUAUCUGUACAACAAGGAGUAUGGGCAACCCAAAGGAGCAAUGAAUCCAAACUUAAUGAAGCUUUUGACUCUGCUGAAAAUGUGAUUUUAAUUUUCUCAGUCAACCGGACUCGACAUUUCCAGGGUUGUGCAAAGAUGAUGUCCAGAAUUGGUGGGUCAGUUGGUGGAGGGAACUGGAAAUAUGCACACGGAACUGCGCAUUACGGGCGAAAUUUCUCUGUCAAAUGGUUAAAGCUAUGUGAACUGUCCUUUCACAAAACUCGUCAUUUGAGGAAUCCCUACAAUGAGAACCUACCAGUGAAGAUAAGUAGAGAUUGUCAAGAGCUAGAGCAAUCCGUCGGUGAGCAGUUGGCUUCCUUGCUUUAUCUUGAGCCAGAUAGUGAACUUAUGGCAAUUUCAAUUGCGGCAGAAUCAAAACGUGAAGAAGAAAAAGCAAAGGGAGUCAAUCCAGAGAAUGGUGGUGAGAAUCCAGACAUUGUCCCAUUUGAGGACAAUGAAGAGGAGGAAGAGGAAGAAAGUGAAGAUGAGGAAGAUAGCUUCGGUCAGGUUCCCGGAGCAGGAAAUGAUGGCAGAGGAAGGGGCAGGGGAGGAGUCAUGUGGCCACCUCACAUGCCUCUACCAAGAGGUGGCAGACCUAUGCCCGGGAUGCAAGGUUUUCCCCCAGGAAUGAUGGGUCCUGAUGCAAUGCCUUAUGGCCCUGACGGAUUUGUUAUGCCAAAUCCUUUUGGUAUGGGCCCUCGGGGUUUCAAUCCGUAUGGUCCCAGGUUUUCAGGUGACUUUACAGUGCCCAACCCUGGCAUGAUGUUCCGUGGACGGCCACAACAACCUGGGUUUCCACCUGGUGGGUUUGGGAUUAUGGGUCCUGGACGAGCACCAUUUAUGGGAGGCCCCCAUCCAGGCCGAGGUGGUCGGCCAACUGGUAUAUCUCCAAUGUUUCCACCACCCCCGCCACUAUUAUCUCAAAACCCUAACUGGAUGCCGAAGAGAGAUCCAAGGGGAGCUUCCAGUGAUCGGAGAGGACAAGAUAUGACAGGUUCGGCUGGGGGACCAGAUGAUGAGGCACUUUAUGGUGCUGGAAACAACUCUAGAAAUGAUGACAGUGACAGUGAGGAUGAGGCCCCGAGGCGGUCGAGGCAUGGAGAGGGAAAGAAGAAACGGCGAGACUCGGAAGGAGAUGCGACCUCCGAGCACUAGCAGCUCAGCCACUAACGACGAAACCCGUUUUCUUUCUUCGGCUUACCGGUUUCUGAGAAACGAUCGGACGAGCCAUUCUUGAUAUAUGGAUUCUUUUUGGUGCUGAAGGAAACUUGGAUGUUUAAACAAGUUUUCCUGAUUACAUUCUCAUACUCUGAUGUUUUGUUUCUGUAAUUGUAUACUGCUAAAGGUGAUUAAUCGGUUUGUGAAAACUCAGAACUUGAUAUUCAGAGAGAGCUGGAAGUGUUUUUGGGUUCAAAAACGCACUUGAAUCGCUUUUUGAAAGAGGCAAGCGAUUUUAUUAGAAGUAUUUUUUAGCAGAA
Molecule: messenger RNA, 2557 nt
Organism: Malus domestica (apple)
Lineage: Eukaryota; Viridiplantae; Streptophyta; Magnoliopsida; Rosales; Rosaceae
Product: 30-kDa cleavage and polyadenylation specificity factor 30-like
Biological process (GO): regulation of mRNA splicing, via spliceosome; mRNA splicing, via spliceosome
Cellular component (GO): nucleoplasm
Molecular function (GO): mRNA binding; N6-methyladenosine-containing RNA reader activity; metal ion binding
Source: RefSeq, a predicted model, not a curated record